AUGACGGCUCAAGUCUCGCAAGAAGUCAUCAAGAAGCUUGACGAAGGACAAGCCAAAUUGCAGGGCGCCGCCGAUUGCAAGUCGCUGUUGAAGAAACACUUCACAAAGGCCGUUCUUCAAGCGAACAAAUGGAAGAAGACGAAACUUGGUGGCACGUUGUUGGACUGCGUGCAAUCGGGAGUCGAAAAUCUCGACUCGGGAGUAGGCGUCUACGCCCCCGAUGCUGAGGCCUACACUCUGUUCGCCGAUCUCUUCAAUCCAAUCAUUGAUGAAUACCACAAUGGAUUCAAGCCCUCCGACAAGCAACCCGACAUGGAUCUCGGCGAAAAGAAAAUUGGGGAUUUGGUCGAUUUGGAUCCCGAAGGAAAGUUCAUUGUGUCAACUCGUAUUCGCUGUGGUCGCUCACUUGCUGGUUAUCCGUUCAACCCUUGCCUCACCGAGCUCAAUUAUAAGAACAUGGAAGCCCGCAUGAAGACCAUUCUUGAGGGAAUCAGCGAUGCCGACUUGAAGGGCACCUACUACCCAUUGACUGGAAUGAGCAAGGAAGUGCAAACGCAACUGAUCGCUGACCAUUUUCUCUUCAAGGAGGGCGAUCGUUUCCUUCAGGCAGCUAACGCAAAUCGUUUCUGGCCCACUGGACGAGGAAUUUUCCACAACGAGGAAAAGUCGUUCCUUGUUUGGGUCAACGAGGAGGACCAUCUCCGAAUCAUCUCGAUGCAGCCGGGUGGCAAUGUCGGACAAGUGUUGGAACGUUUGAUCAAGGGACUUAAGCUCAUCGCCGAAAAAUCUCCAUUCGCCCGCCAUCCUCGUCUCGGCUGGCUGACUUUCUGCCCAACGAAUCUCGGUACCACCGUGCGCGCAAGUGUUCACAUCAAGCUUCCAAAGAUCUCGGCUAACAAGGAGGAGUUUGAGAAGGUAUGUGAGGAGAUGAAGCUCCAAAUCCGCGGAAUUCACGGUGAGCAUUCGGAGAGCGAUGCUGGAGUUUAUGACAUCUCAAACAAACAACGCCUCGGGCUUACUGAGUACGAAGCCGUUCGCCAGAUGUACGACGGUGUGAAGAAGUUGAUCGAAUUAGAGAAGGCCAAGGCU
This is a messenger RNA of Mesorhabditis belari, 1089 nucleotides long. The record is from the annotation of a GenBank genome assembly. Lineage: Eukaryota; Metazoa; Nematoda; Chromadorea; Rhabditida; Rhabditidae.